Molecule: messenger RNA, 3930 nt
Organism: Stylonychia lemnae
Lineage: Eukaryota; Ciliophora; Spirotrichea; Sporadotrichida; Oxytrichidae
Source: the annotation of a GenBank genome assembly
AUGAAGCGCUUCCUUGAAGAAGUAGAUGACAGCAGUAAGCUGUUUUCAAACCUGUACACAGAUAGCAACGUACUUGGCAAAAUGUUCUUUUCAUUUGCGAAACCGCUCCUAAACCAAAUACUCAGAAAUGAAAGGUUCGAUGACAACCAAUUAUUGGCCAUAAGCGGAGAAUACUCUGUGAAAAACUCUGAGACUGAGUAAUUCAUUUAGAUCUACACCGAGAAUCGUGAGGUUAAACUCAGAGACCCACUAAAUUCACUAUUGUUCACAGUCUUCAAGCUCUACCGUAAAAACGUGCUUCUCUGCCUUUUUACAUCAAUGGUUGCUGAGAUGCUCGCAAUUUACUGCUGCUAUAUCUCUGGUUACUUAAUCGAAUUUAUGCAGACGAUCGGUGCUCCUACACAAUAUGAGAUAUCUAUGCUGAUAGUGUUUACCUUGAUCUUUUUGGGUUAAAUCUUCCUGAGAAACCUUCAUUACUUUUUCAAUACUAUGCUCUCACUCAAGAUGAAGAAGCUCUUCCUUUCAAUUAUGUACAACAAACUAUCUCAUCUUUCUUUGGAUUCAAUGGGAGAGAUAAGUGACGGAAAGCUCAUUGCCCUACUCUAAUCAUACAUCUUUAUCUUGGAAAAGAUAAUGGUUCUUACAUUCUACUGUUUCGUGGCUCCAUUUGGAUUAAUUGUGUCCUGCGCUUUUAUUGCCAUCAAAGGAGGAUUGAUCUAUGCACUUGUGGUGCAAUUCCUUUACAUUGUGCUCUUCUGGAUCUAAUACCUGAUAAAUCUAAUAAUAGGCAAAGUUAUCAGCAAAGAGAGCGUCUAAAAUGACUACAGAAUUGGACUCAUCUAUCAAAUGCUUUGUGGACUCAGAACAAUCAAAUGCUUCGCUAUGGAGAAUUUCUUCUUAGAGAGGAUCCUAAACUUAAGAAAAACUUAAGUUCGCUAUCAGAGAGUUCAAACUGCUCUAUCAUCUAUUGGAUGGGCCCUCUUAAACAACUCAGGAUAUUUUAUAAGUUUGGCUGUGCUAUUAAUAGGUUGGAGAGCAAACUACUACCUAAAUAUAUCUUUUAGCUUCAGUACUCUAACUAUUCUUGCCUAUCUGUCAUCUGCCAUUCUAUCUUUAUCACUGGGAGGAAUGACCGGUAUUCAAUAGUUCAUUUACGUCUGCAGAAGAAUAAGCCAGAUUUUGGAACUUACAGAAUAAAAAUCUUUGAGACUACUGCCAGAGUCAAGAUUCGAAAAAUGCUACCUAAAGAUGACUAACUGUUCAUUCUGCUGGAGUUUCAAAACUCCUAAAUCAGAAGAUGAAGCUGCUCCAAAAAUAGCGAUUUAAAAUGUCAACUUCUCCCUUAAAUCAGGUGAGAUAAUGGUUGUUAUUGGAUAUGUAGGAAGUGGCAAAACAACACUACUUAGAUCUAUUCUUAAUGAGACUAAACUCAUUAAAGGAGAUAUGGAAAUUAAAGGCCGCAUUGCUUAUGUUGAAUAAGAACCCUUCAUCUUCCCUGGAACAGUUAAGGAAAACAUUCUCUUUGGAAAAGACUAUGACAAAGAAAAAUUUGACAAUGUCAUCAGACUUUGCGAGCUCGAAACUGACUUCAAGCAAAUGGGAAAACAAGAAAACACGAUGAUGGGGGAUAGUGGCUGCAAUGUAAGUGGAGGACAAAAGGCUAGAAUUUCACUUGCCAGAGCUCUCUAUGAAGAUGCUGACAUCUAUCUAUUAGAUAAUCCCAUCAGCGCUCUUGAUUCUCAGAUUUCUCAAAAAAUAGUCGAGAAUGUAAUCAAGGGCUACCUAAAGAAUAAAUGUGUCGUACUAGUGACCUUCCAGCCUAAGAUAGUACCCAAUAUUGACAAGCUUUUAGUCUUAGACUAAGGUCAUCAGAUCAGAGUAGGAACUCCUGAAGAAAUCUACGCUGAAUAUGGUUAUUUAAGUGACAUCGUGACCAAUGAAGCAUCUGAGAUUAAUACUGACAUUCAAUGCGCUCCAGAGGAAGCAGAUGAAUAUGAAAUCUGUUUGACUGAAAAAGGAGAUGACGAUUCAGUUAAAGUUGGAAAGGAAACUAUCAUCACCUAAAAAGAAGAAACAAGAGCUGUUACUGGAAGUGUUCUAUAUUCUGCUUAUAUGAUAUUCUCAAAGUACUCUUGGGGGCCAAUUGGACUUUUACUCUAUCUCAUAUUCUCAGCCAUUCCUCCUCUACUCUUGAUUCUGUCUAUUUACUACUUAGGAUUCUGGGCUUCUUUCCCUUACUAUUACUACUAUGACUUCUAUGCUAACAGGUUCAUGAUGAGUGUUGGUUUCGCUGUACUUUUUACCAUAAUUAGAAACGUUUACUCAUAUUAUCUAAUUCUUUCAGGGUCUAAUAACCUUCACAGUAUAAUGUGCGAGAGGGUACUUAGAGGAACUAUUUCAUUCUUUGAUCAUAAUCCAGUUGGCAAAGUUGUCACCAGAUUCGCAAAGGAUUAAUUCCUAGUUGACCAGAAACUUAACUUCUUCGUUUUAGUAUUCUCAGAAGCAAUUUUCGCUGCUCUUGGAUCACUGUUAUACGCAGUUAUAAUCACUCCAUAUGCAGCUAUACCUGUAUUCUUCUUGACCUUCGUCAGUUUGUAUAUCUUCAGAAAGUGCUCAGGCGCUUUAGCUAUUUUGUAAUCCUACGAGUCAAACGCAAGAGACCCACUCCAGCAAAACAUUUUGACAAUGCUUGGUGGCAUUAUAACCUGUCGUGCAUAUGACAAUACCAAGUAUUUCAAGAAUUCCUUUGAUAAAUAACUUACCAAGAGUGUGAAUGCCUCGUUCUCCUAUGUGAGUAUUAUAAGAUGGUAAGGACUUAGAGUUCAGCUAGUUGGAGGAAGUUUCACUUUGACUGUAGCGUGGUUGGCUGUUCUUCUUAAGGAGCAAGUUAAUUCUUCAUUAUUGAGUGUAUUGAUGGUAUUUGUGAUGGAUAUAGCAGCUUACAUUCUUGUCGCCAUAUUAUUCUACUCUGAAUUCCUUUACUGUAUGCCAUCUGUCGAGAGGAUGCUUUAACUCACUGAGAUCAAGCAAGAAGAUGCCCUCGUGCUUCCAAGUGAUAAAAAUCUUGGACAGUGGCCAUCUUAAGGACAAAUUAAAUACAAUAGUGUGACAAUGAAAUAUAGAGAGGAACUUGAACCAGCAGUAAAUGAGGUUUCAUUCGAGAUUGAGCCAGGCAUGAAAGUGGGAGUAGUUGGUAGAACUGGUGCUGGCAAAAGUUCAAUUCUACAAACGCUCUUCAGACUCAAUGAUCUCCAUGAAGGCUCUAUUGAGAUAGAUGGAGUCAAUAUCAAAGAAGUAGGACUUCACACUUUAAGACAAAGCAUUGGUUACAUUCCUUAGCAAGCUUUCUUAUUCUCAGGAACUGUCAGUGAGAAUCUUGACCCAUUCGACUAAAAAUCUGAUGAAGAGAUGAUCUCAGUCUUGAAGAAAUGUCAACUCUGGGACUAUGUUUAAUCCUUAGACUAGGAUCUUGAGCACUAUAUUUGGGACCCUAACCUUACUUUUUCUCAAGGAGGAAAGUAACUGAUGUGCUUGGCCAGAGAACUCUUGAAAGAUUGUAAGAUUAUCGUUAUGGAUGAGGCAACAGCAAGCAUUGAUUAUUACACUGACUAACUUAUUUAAAAAACAUUGAGAGAAUACUGCAAGUCUUAAACGAUGAUUACUAUCGCUCAUAGAAUAUCCACAGUAAUUGACGCCGACAAGAUACUCGUGAUGGAGAAAGGAAAGGUCGCUGAGUAUGACCAUCCAUUCAAACUUAUGACCUAAAAAGAUACUGACACAGAGAUUACUUCUGAAGGUAACUUUGCCAAGAUGGUAAAGGCCUACGGAGAAGAGGAGCAAAGAUGGCUUUUUAAUGUUGCCAAGAAUCAUUACUUCAAGGUUUCAGAUGUUGCUUUUGACACUCAAACUGAGGGAUCACAAUUGACAUGA